Messenger RNA from Plasmopara halstedii, 2139 nucleotides. RefSeq names its product Predicted ATPase (PP-loop superfamily). Lineage: Eukaryota; Oomycota; Peronosporomycetes; Peronosporales; Peronosporaceae. The transcript has 5 exons. The coding region runs from base 1 to 2139 and encodes 712 amino acids. The record is from RefSeq and is a predicted model, not a curated record. Gene Ontology annotation, biological process: protein histidyl modification to diphthamide. Gene Ontology annotation, molecular function: diphthine-ammonia ligase activity.
AUGAAGGUGGUGGCUCUCGUGAGCGGCGGAAAAGACAGUUGCUACGCCAUGAUGGAGUGUGUGCGUUUUGGCCACGAAAUUGUGUGCCUAGCGCAUCUGCAUCCAUCGUCGCAACUGUCAGCAGAUGACGCUGAGAUCGAUUCUUUCAUGUUUCAAAGUGUCGGCCAUCAGAGUGUUGAGCUCAUCGCCAAGAUAGGUGAUGAGGUUGAAGACCUAUUUCGACUGCUACAAAAGGUCAAGGUGCAGUGUCCAAACGUUGAAGGUGUCUGCACAGGUGCCAUCUUUUCUAGCUAUCAACGCAAUCGAGUCGAGAAUGUCUGUUCGAGAGUGGGACUCACAUCGCUCAGCUACUUGUGGCGUCGCGAUCAGACCGAGUUGCUGCAAGAGAUGAUUGAUUCGAAAAUAGAAGCCAUAUUGAUUAAGAUUGCAUCCAUUGGAUUACAACCACGAAUGCACCUGGGAAAGACAAUAGCGGAGCUGCAGCCACAAUUGAUGACGUUGAAGGAAAAGUAUCAUCUUAAUGUUUGCGGUGAAGGCGGCGAGUACGAAACUUUCACGCUCAAUUGUCCAUUGUUCAAAAAGCGCAUUGUCAUUGAUGAGAGCCACGUCGUAAUUCAUUCGGAUGACUAUGUGGCACCUGUGGCGUUUUUGUCGAUUGACAAAUGCCAUCUGGAGGACAAAACCCCCGCUAGUCCAUCGCACCUGGCUUUGCGAAUUCCUCGUAUUUCGCCUCCUAAUGUAUCAAGGCCCACAAAUCGUACGAGAAAAAAGCUAGCAACUAUGCUCGCUCUUACGCCACAGGCAGCAAAUGAUCAUGUGCCUACUUUUGGUCAAUUUCGCGACCAGUUGCACGUAUCAGGCCUUAUGAGUAGAUAUAUUGGUGACGCAUCAAUUACUUUAGAGGAAGAAAUCGCGGAUAUUUUUUCUCAGAUAAAGGCGAUUCUUCAAAGCCAUCGAAUGGAAUUAAACGACGUGUGCUACGUGCAUUUAUACGUCCAGGAUAUGUCCUCGUUCAGUCAGCUCAAUGCCGAGUAUAUCCGGCACCUUGGUCAACACUUGCCCCCAUCGCGUUCGUGUGUCGAAAUUAAUGCAUUGGCCAAUGUUCCAGCCCGUGUGCUUAUAGACUGUUUUGCGUUGCGUGGUAGUGGAGUUCAGAAGUUACAAGCUCUACGGGUGCGCCGUGACGUCUUACAUGUCAAGAGUACGUCAAGUUGGGCACCAAGCUGUAUCGGUCCUUACAGCCAAGCAAAUGUACUGCACCGUGCGCUUAUAUUGCUGGCUGGACAAAUCGCUUUUUAUCCUCAAACGAUGGAACUGGUUCCAGGCGACCGUGCAACUCAAACAACUCAGUGCUUUUACAAUGUCUGUCGUGUCUUGGAAGCGCUUGAUUCAAAUCUUCGUCAUGUGUGCUCUAGUGUCAUUUACACCACUGGAGACCCUGAAGACUGCGGGGGUCGGGAGCGCCUGCUAGCUGACUGUCGUCGCCAUCUACUAGCCAACGCUGAGCUGGUCGAUGUAUUCGAAGACGUUGUAGACAGUGACGAGAGUGACGGUGAAGUUGACAAGAAGGAAGCGCGCUUGGCGUUUGUGAAAGAAGCUCCGCUGCUGAUUGUUCAGCUGUCUCAAUUACCACGUAACGCACUUGUAGAGGUGGAGUCUCAGGCGCUCACGCACAUUGCGUUUAAAUAUCUUAGACCACAAAGUUUCACGCGCACGAAUCGUCUCGGCAAUCUUCGUUUUGACUGGCAAACAGGAAUGGUGCCACGAGCAAUGUGCCAAAUUGUGUGUACAGCAUCAGCAGAAAGUAGUGAAGACUACUUAGAUACAAGACUGUUGGCCAAAGCUGUCGCAGAGGGAAUGUGGACAUGCAUACUUGACAGCCUCGUCCAAGCUUUAAUGCCCUGGGAUCGUGUGGUACAUGCUCGGACAUUUUAUGUGGCAUCAGCUUUCUCUAGUGAGAUUGAGCUAGCUAAAAUGUAUCACAAUACCGUCACGGCACGAGGAAAGGUACAAAGCAUGCCCGGUAUGACGUUUGUACCUGUGGACGCCAUCCAAAGCAAUGCGCUUGUUGCACUUCAGGUGACAGCGCAGGAUUUGGACAAACUCGAGACAGAGCUAUGGCUGCACAAGCAGAUAUAG